This is a messenger RNA of Sinocyclocheilus anshuiensis, 1238 nucleotides long. RefSeq lists its product as uncharacterized. The transcript is spliced from 8 exons. Bases 5 to 1147 code for a protein of 380 amino acids. The record is from RefSeq and is a predicted model, not a curated record. NCBI's taxonomy places the organism in Eukaryota, Metazoa, Chordata, Actinopteri, Cypriniformes, Cyprinidae. Gene Ontology annotation, biological process: humoral immune response; positive regulation of canonical NF-kappaB signal transduction.
CCACAUGGCCCACGGCAGCGAUCCGUACAUGUCUCUAAACUGUCCCGAGGAGAAUGACGAAACCAGGAGUGAAGAGUUUGAGUCGGACCGUCACAACUGUUCCACAACCAUCCAACAACCUACCCAGAUCAUUCUCCAGCAUAACGCAGUGAGCUACACUCAGCCCCCUCUGUGUGCAUUAUAUGCCCAUCAGACACACUUUUCCAGCUGGGACGGUCCCGUCAGGGCAGAUUCCCCACACAGCCUGCCCUCCUGCCUCCCGUCUGCCGUCUACCACACGCUUUCAGAGGACGGCUCGUUUUUUCCCAGCAGGCCUCACUCUCUUCUGGGCAUCUGUAGUCCGAGUCUGGAGAGUCUGGAGUAUCCCAGAUCUCUGCGUUCGUUUCCUCCAUCAGGGAACAUGUACCGCUAUCCCUCGACCUCGUACCCCGACACUUACCUGCGGCCGCCGUGCCCCCCGCCGCGUCACAUGAUUCCUGUCCAUCACUGCAGCUCCAGACCGGGACAUCAGCCGCCCUACAGACCCUCAGGCCUGAUGCAGUACAGACAUAUGGACACACGCUUCUCUGAAAAUGGAAAUGCAUCUGUGAACUCCAGACAGGCCAGUCAGUGUGUCACACACCUGCCACAGGAACAGAGUGAGAAAAUUUUCGUCACGUACGAGGCCGACAGUGAAGAGCAUUUGAAGGAGAUCAUUAAGUUCGUGUCUUUGCUGAGGAACAACGGCUUUGACACGCAUAUUGAUGUUUUCGAGCAGCAGCUGAACAGCAUCAGUAAGAUCGACUGCAUGGAGCGAUAUCUCAAUGAGAAAGAUUACCUGAUCAUCAUCAUCAUCAGCCUGAGGUAUUACGAGACCAUAUCAGGCAUGAAUACCAGUGUGGAGGGCGACGAGAGAACGUCAAACACUGUAUACAUCCACAAACAGCUGCAGAGCGAAUUCAUUCAGAACGGCUGCAGGAACUACAGGUUCAUUCCUAUUCUGUUCCCGGGAGCUAAAAAGUGUUACGUUCCCACCUGGCUGCAAAACACGCAUGUCUACAGCUCGCCGAAAGAUCGGGACGAUAUUCUGCGCAGGUUAAUGCGUGUGGAGAAAUACAACCCUCCUCCCAUCGGCCCUCUGCCGACCAUAGUCUCCAUUCCUCUUUAGAGCAGCGUCCUGCUUCCACUGUGACAAAUGAGCCAGAACCAACAUCAGCCACGAUUAAAGGGGUCAUAUGAUGCUGCUAAAAAUAACAUUA